CUGUCACUUACAAGAGUGUCAUUUUUCAUGUCAACAUUUUUAAAUUUUAUGAAAUAAUAAUUUUUUUAAAUAAUCGGCAAGAAUGGCUCAAAUAUCAGCAACAGAACAACCGCAUAUGAAACAAAUCGAUCUAACUACGUUAAACCUUCAACAAUUAGGAACGCUGAAGCAGCAAUUGGAUCAGGAACUGGAUCUUUUUCAAGAAUCUUUAACAUCUCUUAAAAUUGCACAGCAGAAAUUUCAGACCUCUAAUGAAUCCCUAGAAUGUUUCGACUCCAGUAUAGAAGGGAAGGAAAUUAUGGUUCCCCUCACAGGAUCUAUGUAUGUACCUGGAAAACUUGUAGAUACUAGUAAUGUAAUAAUAGAUAUUGGCACCAAAUAUUAUGUAGAAAAGGAUAUCCCACAAGCAAGAUCAUACUUCCAAAGAAAAACUAAAUUUGUAACUGAACAAAUGGAAAAGAUUCAGUACUUGGGUCUGGAAAAAAGCAAAAUUAGGGAUGCCAUUGUAGAAAUUAUUCAGCUAAAAAUAAACCAGCAGCAACCCUCACAAGCUUAACAGUGAACUUUGAAUAAUAUGUUUUUUUAAGGUAGCAUUUAUUAUAGAUUAAUUAACUUUUUAAUGCUUAAAAAAAACAUGGAAUCUAUAAACCUAUGAAUUUUACUUUUUCAUUGUAAUUUAUAAGAAAUCCUUUUUAAAUUAAUUUAUUUUAAGAAAUUCUAAUUCAAUAAAUGAUUGAAGGUUU
This is a messenger RNA of Anthonomus grandis grandis, 743 nucleotides long. RefSeq names its product prefoldin subunit 5. Gene Ontology annotation, cellular component: cytoplasm; prefoldin complex. Gene Ontology annotation, biological process: regulation of DNA-templated transcription; protein folding. Bases 83 to 556 code for a protein of 157 amino acids. The record is from RefSeq and is a predicted model, not a curated record. NCBI's taxonomy places the organism in Eukaryota, Metazoa, Arthropoda, Insecta, Coleoptera, Curculionidae. The transcript has 4 exons.